Messenger RNA from Nematolebias whitei (Rio pearlfish), 1136 nucleotides. Its product is annotated as synaptic vesicle glycoprotein 2B. The coding region runs from base 1 to 1134 and encodes 377 amino acids. Lineage: Eukaryota; Metazoa; Chordata; Actinopteri; Cyprinodontiformes; Rivulidae. The record is from RefSeq and is a predicted model, not a curated record. Gene Ontology annotation, biological process: transmembrane transport. The transcript has 10 exons. Gene Ontology annotation, molecular function: transmembrane transporter activity.
AUGUCUGUCUGGGUCGGAGGAUCGAUCCCCGUCAUCUUCUCCUACUUCUCAGAGUUCAUGCCCCGUGUGAGGAGAGGAGCCAUGAUCAGCGCUCUGGCCACUUUCUGGAUGGCAGGAAACCUCCUGGCUGCAGGUCUGGCCUGGAUGGUGAUUCCCAGAACCUGGGCUCACGUGUCUCUUGGAGGUCUGGACUUCCAGAGCUGGAGGCUGUUCGUGAUGCUGUGCUCCGUUCCCAGCCUCACCUCGGCCCUCGUCUUCAAGCUGGUCAUGCCGGAGAGCCCCAAGUUCCUCAUGGAGAGCGGUCAGGAAGAAGAGGCCGUCCGUGUUUUUAAACAGAUGUUUGAGAUGAACGUGAAGGGAACUGAAAAGGCUUUUCCGGAGUUCGGUUUGCGUACGAGCUCCAAGCGGAGAGGGGAGCGGGAGGACGUCAGAGCUCCGGGUUCACGGAGAGAACGCCUCAUGAUCGCUUUAAAAAAGGGCCUGGAGCCCAUCCAGCAGAUCUUCAGAGGUCCCUUCAGAGUCAGAAGUGCUGCUCUGCUCGUCGUCUUCUACUGCAUCUCCUUUGGUUACUACGGCCUGUGGAUGUGGUUUCCCGAGCUCUUCACCAGAGUGGAAGGCGGCGGCUCUCCCUGCGCCAACGUGUCCCUCCCGUCUCCCGUCCACAACCAAAGCUGUGACCCAGUGAAGACCGCAGUGUACAUGGAGGGCUUCAUCGUCGCUGCGUCCAACCUCCCAGGAAACGUCCUCACCGUCCUCAUCAUGGACAGCACCGGAGGAAAAGUGUUGCUUUCCGGCAGCCUGUUGAUGUCCAGUCUGAGCGUCUUCCUCAUCUACGUGGUUCAGACCAAAGCGCAGAGUCUGGUCCUGUCCUGCGUCUUCAGUGGAGUCUCUGUGAUCGCCUGGAACGCCCUGGACGUGGUGGGAACCGAGCUGUACCCGACCCAGCUCCGGUCCUCAGCUCUGGGUUUCUUCACCGGAGUGGGCCGAGUGGCAGCCAUCAUGGGUAACGUCGUGUUCGGGAAGCUGGUGGACACUAACUGCACCGUCCCCAUCCUGCUGGUGUCGGCCCUGCUGCUCACAGGAGGACUGGUGGCCCUGCUGCUCCCACAGACCAGACAGACGGAGCUCACGUGAUC